Neoarthrinium moseri is the source of this 4233-nucleotide messenger RNA. RefSeq lists its product as uncharacterized. The record is from RefSeq and is a predicted model, not a curated record. The transcript has 5 exons. The coding region runs from base 1 to 4233 and encodes 1410 amino acids. Lineage: Eukaryota; Fungi; Ascomycota; Sordariomycetes; Amphisphaeriales; Apiosporaceae. Gene Ontology annotation, cellular component: RNA polymerase II, core complex. Gene Ontology annotation, biological process: DNA-templated transcription. Gene Ontology annotation, molecular function: DNA-directed RNA polymerase activity; ribonucleoside binding; DNA binding.
AUGGCAAGUCCUGCCGAAGGUAUCGGUGGGCUCGAGUAUCUGCCAAGAUACGCUGCCUCGGACAGGCGCCAAUCAUCUGGUUCAUCCCAAGCACCAGACGAGUACGAGAAAAUCGUUGCUGGGUUGAAGGCCAGCCAGCAAAGCCUCCCGCGCUCCCUGCCUGCGACUCGCGACAUCACCGCGCGCCCUCGCCCUCUGUCGCCUGUCCCCCCUCCGUCCAUCGGGACCACCAAGGCGUCGACCCCAUUCAUUUCCUCGAUAGCGGUUCACGAUACGCAUACCGACCACGGCGCCUUCCUGCUCACAGCGCCUGCCCGAAAGGCCAAACUGUGCGCGACGCGGCUUCGGUACCAAGCUUACGCGCGCAACGCUGCGUCUGCCAACCGCUACCGCGGUCUUGACUUCAGAAAGACGACACCGACUCCUCCAUCAGACGCCAAGAUGGAUGAGUACGCCAACGACUACGAGUACGAUGCCGAGUACGAUGCCGAGGGAGAGGAGGGUAUCACCCCGGAGGAUUGCUGGACCGUCAUCUCCUCCUACUUCGACACCAAGGGCUUGGUGUCGCAACAGAUCGAUUCGUUCAACGACUUCCAGGAGACCACCGUCCAGGAGCUGAUCGACGAGUACUCCCACAUCAGCCUCGACCAGAACAACCCCCCCGAUUCCACACCAGAGCACCCCAUCGCCCUCAGGAGAUAUGAGCUGAAGCUGGGUCACAUCGCCGUCUCGAGGCCCGUCAUCACCGAGGGCGAGGGUACCAUGGCCCCGCUGCUUCCCUACGAGUGCCGCGACCGAAACCUUACAUACUCGGCACCUCUGUACGUCAAGAUCACCCAGAAGCGAUCUGUCUGCGUGGAGGAGCCCAUCCCCCUGCACGAGAUGGACGAUGAACAGCAGAACGAGUAUGCUCGCACACAGGAGCAGCCUACGCGCCUCGUCUGGGAAGAGGAGGAAGUCCCCAUUCCCGCGACUUCCAAGGACAGCAACACCAAGGACAAGGACCCCGACAUGGUUUUUAUCGGCAAGCUACCCGUCAUGGUCAAGUCCAAGGCCUGCCACCUGGCCCACGAGACUGAGGACGACCUGUUCUUGCUCAACGAGUGCCCUUACGACCAGGGUGGCUACUUCAUCAUCAACGGAAGUGAGAAGGUGCUUAUCGCCCAAGAGCGCUCCGCUGCCAACAUCGUCCAGGUCUUCAAGAAGGCCCAACCCAGCCCCUUCACCUACAUGGCUGAGAUUCGAAGUGCGCUGGAGAAGGGCUCCCGCCUCAUCUCAUCACUGGCCAUCAAGCUCUUCUCCAAGGGAAGCGCCGGCAUCCAGGGCCAGACAAUUGCCUGUACACUGCCCUAUGUCCAGUCCGAUGUCCCCAUCGUCAUCGCAUUCCGUGCCCUCGGUGUUGUCUCGGACGAAGACGUCUUGAACCAAAUCUGCUACGACCGCAACGACAGCCAGAUGCUCGAGAUGCUGCGGCCCUGCAUUGAAGAAGCCUUCUGUAUCCAGGAUCGCGAGGUUGCACUGGACUUUAUUGGCAAGCGCGGUAACCAGACUUCGGGCUUUACCAGAGACCGUCGUAUCCGCGCCGCCAAGGACAUCCUGCAGAAGGAGAUGCUCCCUCACAUUUCCCAGAGCGAGGGUUGUGAGACGAGAAAGGCUUUCUUCUUGGGCUACAUGGUUCACAAGCUCCUCCAGUGCUCUCUCGGACGACGCGACACCGACGACCGUGAUCAUUUUGGCAAGAAGCGGUUGGAUCUGGCUGGUCCCCUGUUGGCCAAGCUCUUCCGUAAUAUUGUGCGGAAGCUGACCAAUGAGAUUACCAUGACCUUGAAGCGCUGUGUCGAGCAGAACAAGGACUUCCAGGUUCAGUUCGGUAUCAAGUCCGGUAUUGUAACCAACGGCCUAAAGUACUCGCUCGCUACCGGCAACUGGGGUGACCAGAAGAAGGCAAUGAGCUCGACCGCUGGUGUCUCCCAGGUGCUGAACCGAUACACCUUUGCCUCCACACUGUCCCAUUUGCGACGCACAAACACGCCUAUCGGGCGUGAUGGAAAGCUCGCCAAGCCCAGACAAUUGCACAACACCCACUGGGGUCUGGUUUGUCCGGCUGAAACGCCCGAGGGUCAGGCUUGUGGUCUGGUCAAGAAUCUGUCUUUAAUGUGCUCCAUCAGCGUGGGAACGUCUACCGAACCCAUCAUCGACUACAUGAUUACCAGAAACAUGGAGGUGUUAGAAGAGUACGAUGCCGUUCGUUAUCCCAACGCCACCAAGAUCUUCCUCAACGGAUCCUGGAUCGGUGUGCACCAAGACCCAAAGGCCCUUGUCAAGGAUGUCCAGCAGCUGCGCCGUAGCGCCCAAAUUCCUGCAGAGGUUUCUUUGGUCCGUGACAUUCGUGAUCGAGAGUUCAAGAUCUUUUCCGAUGCCGGCCGUGUCAUGCGGCCUCUAUUCGUUGUUGAACAAGAAGAUGACCCGGACCGUGGUUUGGAGAAUGGCACAUUGGCUCUGACCAAGGACAUGGUCAGAAAACUGGAGAGGGACAGCACGCUGCCAGCGGAUAGCGACGAGUUCUUUGGUUGGCAGAGCCUUGUCUCUCAGGGAGUUGUCGAAUACUUGGAUGCCGAGGAAGAAGAGACCGCCAUGAUCUGCAUGACGCCUGAAGAUCUCGAGACCUACAGAAUGGCAAAGGCGGGCCACGAUGUCACCCAGGAUAUGGGUGACGACCUCAACCAACGUGUCAAAACCAAGUUGAAUCCUACGACGCAUAUGUACACGCAUUGCGAAAUUCAUCCUAGCAUGCUUCUAGGUAUUUGUGCCAGUAUCAUUCCGUUCCCAGAUCACAACCAGUCUCCCCGUAACACUUACCAAUCCGCUAUGGGUAAACAGGCCAUGGGCUUCUUCCUCACCAACUAUACACGACGCAUGGAUACCAUGGCCAACAUCCUCUACUACCCUCAGAAGCCCCUCGGAACGACUCGCUCUAUGGAGUUUUUGAAGUUCCGUGAGCUGCCUGCUGGUCAGAACGCCAUUGUAGCCAUUGCGUGCUAUUCUGGUUACAACCAAGAAGAUUCCGUCAUCAUGAACCAGAGCAGUAUCGAUCGAGGCUUGUUCCGAAGUUUGUUUUUCCGAUCCUACAGCGACUGUGAAAAGCGCGUCGGAAUCAACACUAUAGAGCAGUUUGAGAAGCCUUUCCGGUCCGAUACUUUGCGCAUGAAGCACGGUACUUAUGAUAAGCUGGACGAUGAUGGUAUCGUUGCCCCAGGUGUCCGAGUCAACGGUGAAGACAUCAUUAUUGGCAAGACGUCUCCCAUAAACCCAGACAAUGAGGAGUUCGGCGUAAGGACCAAGGCUCACCAGAAGCGUGACGCUUCCACGCCCCUCCGAAGCACAGAGAGCGGCAUCGUGGAUCAGGUCAUCAUGACGACGAAUGCCGACGGCCUGCGCUACGUCAAGGUCAGGGUGCGAACCACCAAGAUCCCACAGAUUGGUGACAAGUUCGCUUCUCGUCACGGUCAGAAGGGUACCAUUGGUGUUACCUACCGCCAAGAAGACAUGCCGUUCAGCCGUGAAGGCAUUGUGCCCGACAUCAUUAUUAACCCCCACGCCAUCCCGUCUCGAAUGACCAUUGCUCAUUUGAUUGAAUGCUUGCUGAGCAAAGUUUCAACGCUCAAGGGUAUGGAGGGUGAUGCAACGCCGUUCACCGACGUAACGGUGGACUCGGUUUCUUCUCUACUGCGUGAACACGGCUACCAGUCGCGCGGGUUUGAGAUCAUGUACCACGGCCACACUGGCCGUAAGCUGCGAUCGCAGGUUUUCUUCGGUCCUACAUACUACCAGCGUCUGCGUCACAUGGUGGACGACAAGAUCCAUGCCAGAGCUCGCGGUCCUGUUCAGAUCAUGACUCGUCAACCCGUGGAGGGUCGUGCUAGAGAUGGCGGUCUUCGGUUCGGAGAGAUGGAGCGUGAUUGUAUGAUUGCGCACGGUGCCGCGGCCUUCUUGAAGGAGCGUCUCUUCGAAGUCUCUGAUGCGUUCAGAGUUCACAUUUGUGAAAUUUGUGGGCUCAUGACUCCUAUCGCGAACAUGACCAAUCACACUUUCGAAUGUAGACCAUGCAAGAACAAGACCAAGAUCGCCCAAAUCCACAUCCCGUAUGCCGCCAAGCUUCUGUUCCAGGAGCUUCAAGCUAUGAACAUCGCUAGUCGCAUGUUUACCGAUCGCUCUGGCGCGUCUGUGCGAUAA